Ornithodoros turicata is the source of this 2352-nucleotide messenger RNA. It is a transcript of the gene MESK2, whose product is annotated as protein NDRG3-like. The record is from RefSeq and is a predicted model, not a curated record. The transcript has 14 exons. NCBI's taxonomy places the organism in Eukaryota, Metazoa, Arthropoda, Arachnida, Ixodida, Argasidae. Gene Ontology annotation, cellular component: cytoplasm. Gene Ontology annotation, biological process: signal transduction. The coding region runs from base 27 to 1316 and encodes 429 amino acids.
CUGGAUCGCUUGUGUUCUGCUCAACCAUGGAUGCGCCAUUGUUGAAACUGGCGAAAAGAGAGGUCCCUUACUCCAAGAUGGUUCCGGUCCAGAAGGAUAGCGACCGGAGCGAAUUCGUUGAAACCAAGGACGAGAGUGGUAUGCCGACUGACACCAUGGACGACAUUGAGCUUAGGAACGUGGAACUCCAGUACCCUCUGAUGAGGUCAUUGGCAAGAAGUGAUUCUUACACUCAGGAGGAUCGCAUAGACACAGACUUCGGAAGUAUGGUAGUUGCUGUGCAAGGUGACAAGAACAAGCCUGCCAUGUUCACUUACCAUGACAUCGGCCUGAAUCAUGUGUCGAACUUCCAGGCUUUUUUCAACUACACAGAUGUGCGUGACAUGAUGAAGAACUUCUGCAUCUACCACAUCAAUGCCCCGGGUCAAGAGGAAGGGGCUGCUCCUCUGCCUGAUGGCUAUGCCUACCCCUCAAUGGAAACAUUGGCUGACAUGCUGCUUCUGGUUAUGAAAUUCUACAAAAUUAAGCACUUCAUUGGCUUUGGUGUUGGUGCUGGUGCGUACAUCUUGGCCAAGUUUGCUUUGGACAGGCCAGAAUUGGUCGAUGGCCUGUUCCUGAUCAACUGUACCGCAACUAAGUCAAGCUGGGUGGAAUGGGGAUACCAGAAGCUGAAUGCAAUGCACCUACGCAGCUCGGGAAUGACUGCUUCUACCAUUGACUACCUUAUGUGGCACCACUUUGGCAAGGACGCUGAGGAACGCAACCAUGACUUGGUUAUGGUAUUCCGACAGUACUUCAACAAAACCAUCAACGCCCACAACUUGGGGUUUUUCAUUGACAGCUUCAUCAGGCGAUCAGAUCUGAAUGUCACCCGAGAGACUGAUCCUAUCAAGAAGAAGAUGGUGAAGAACUUUAAGUGCAGUGUGAUGUUGGUAGCAGGAGCCCUCUCUCCACACUUGGAAGAUACUGUCAACAUGAACAGUCGCCUCGAUCCUGCCACUUGCUCCUGGAUGAAGGUGUCUGACUGUGGUAUGGUUCUCGAAGAGCAGCCAGGGAAGGUCAGCGAAUCUUUCAGGCUUUACCUACAAGGACUUGGAUAUGCCUUGAACUCAUCCCAGCGUAGAACAUCCGCUGCGUCUUUGAAUGAAGCCUUGGAGAUGCGUCGUCGAUCCUCGCUUACUGCUCAACAUGCAGUAGCUAUUCAAAAGCUGAACGUAGUGCGUCAGUCUUCGCUUGAAGAGGAAACCAACACGGCCAGCAAACAGGAGGUUCACAUUGUUGAAAACCCCAUUAACCAGCAUCAGGUGAACUGUUAAAUAUGCUUGUCUUGUGGACAUGCAGUUCCCUCUGUUCUUUUCUGUCCAGUGAGAAAAUUGCCUAGGAAAAGAAAUGCGAAACACGCGGUACAAGUCUAUUGCAUGAUUCUCACUUGCACACCGAACAUGUUGUGUACACGCACACACAGGCACAUGGGAACAUGGAGCAUGGAGAUGCACAUUGGCAGUUUGAUGUUUUUAUCUCAAAUUUGACAAGUCAAGAGAUGCUUCUCUUUUAAUACAGGUACAUUAUUACAUUAUGCUUAUUUGACUAAAGAAGAGACUUGGAUAAGAUUGAAAACUUGCAGUAAUGUACAGAUUGUUGCUAAUUACGCAGCAUGACUGGUAGCAACAAAGCGCAUGCCGUUAAGUUGUCUGUGUGUGCAUGUAAGUGUGCAUUUCAGUUCUGCUUGAAGGUCUUUAAAUGUAUUUCUCUACAAGUUAAUUAUUGUAUACUGCUAAAGUACAAUGCAAGAUGCCAUGCUAGGUUUCUAGGCUUAGCCUUGCUGCCGCACAUUGAAUGUUCCUGCAGCAACGGACGGAGGACCAACACACUUGAUGCGAGCUUUGUUCCUUCUUUGUGUAUAGUUUCUUCACAAGUGUAUAUCAUGCUAGUACAAUUAUGUAAGGUUAAUAUAAAGAGCAAGUGUCUUCAUUAUUUUUUAAGCCUGGUGGUGUAGUCUCUAACAACUUUGUUAGAGGCAUGCUUUGUAUUUUCGCACAACGAAGACAGUUUUUGCUGGCCUUUUCUCGAAGGUGUGUGAAGGGUAGACAUUUAGGGGAAUAUGUUUUUAAGCUGGUUGUAGAUGGUGGUUGAUGAUGUAUUAUGUGUACACAACUUCGACACACAGGUUAUGUGUAUAAAUAUUUUUACUUGAGCGCUGUGUACAUUUAUGUUAUUCUUGUAAGAGAGUUCUCAGAGGAAGAAACUGUUGUAUUUUUAUUAGUUUUGCCUAUGCCUGUGCAAAUUUGAAGUGCAUUGUUUUUAGAUCUAUGCAGGUACUUGCACAUGGUACAAAUAAAAAUGCAAUCACUA